UGUGGCGUCAGUGCGCCUGCUGUGUCCAUGGAGAGAGCCUGCAGGGUCUGAGCUCGGCCCGAGGUGCCGGGACGCCGGGACCGCGGGACGGCGAAGAUGUCGGCCUCGUUAGUCCGGGCUACUGUUCGUGCUGUGAGCAAGAGGAAGCUGCAGCCCACUCGAGCCGCCCUCACUCUGACACCUUCAGCAGUCAACAAGAUAAAACAGCUUCUUAAAGAUAAGCCUGAGCAUGUAGGUGUGAAAGUUGGUGUCCGUACCAGGGGCUGUAAUGGCCUUUCUUAUACUCUAGAAUAUACAAAGACAAGAGGAGAUUCUGAUGAAGAGGUUGUUCAAGAUGGAGUCAGAGUAUUCAUCGAAAAGAAAGCACAACUAACACUUUUAGGAACAGAAAUGGACUAUGUUGAAGACAAAUUAUCCAGUGAGUUUGUCUUCAAUAACCCAAACAUCAAAGGAACUUGUGGCUGUGGAGAAAGUUUUAAUAUUUGAAACAUUAGGACUCUUCUGGCUGUAAACUCCAGGAAACCUUGAAAGUUGCUGAAGAAAUCAUGUGACUGUCCUGUGUCCGGUCUAUGAUGUGUGGCUGCAUUAUUGGGGAAAUAAAGUGAUGCAUUUUCAAAAUGAAGCUGACUGGCUAGAAUCCAGAAGAUAUGAUAUUUAUACCCUCUGUAGUGGACAGAAUUAAGAAACCAGUGCUUGCUGAAUUGUUUUUCUGUUCUGUAUAGUAAAAUAUCCUGCCCUGCCUCAACUCUCUUAAAUCCUUUGUUUGAAACUAGUUUCAUUAAAGUUGAUUUUGCUAAAUAUUUUGA
Dipodomys ordii (Ord's kangaroo rat) is the source of this 806-nucleotide messenger RNA. It is a transcript of the gene Isca1, whose product is annotated as iron-sulfur cluster assembly 1. The record is from RefSeq and is a predicted model, not a curated record. The transcript has 4 exons. Gene Ontology annotation, biological process: iron-sulfur cluster assembly. Gene Ontology annotation, molecular function: 2 iron, 2 sulfur cluster binding. NCBI's taxonomy places the organism in Eukaryota, Metazoa, Chordata, Mammalia, Rodentia, Heteromyidae. The coding region runs from base 97 to 486 and encodes 129 amino acids. Gene Ontology annotation, cellular component: mitochondrion; cytoplasm.